AUGGUACCACCACCUCCAUUUAGGCCAUAUGGUGGAGAUGAUUAUCGAAUAGUGAGUGAUCUAUCUCGAUUCGAAUACAACAAUGGCAAUAAAUUACCUCGAUUACGACGUUCACGUAAUACAACACCAACAAACUCAGACUUCACCGAGAUUGAAUCAUCGACAUCAUCUACAGCUAAAUUGACCAUUGAUGGAUUUUUACCGUUUUAUGCAUCACAAGUAGAUAAUGACUAUAACAAUAACGAACUGGGAUCCUACUAUGGGUCAUUGCAACUGAAGGACUUUUCAGUGCAGGGUGAAGAACUGUUUCUGCACCCAUUGCCAAUACGACGAGAACAACAAGUUUCAAUUGGGGUGCAAGUACCACAGGAUAAUGCGUUUUUACGACCGCCCCCACAAGUGCCACCAAAAGAUAUUCCGACGAGAACUCAAUCUCAACGUGAAUUCCUUCCAUAUCCUCCAUCAAUUUUCGAAAGCAAUGAUACACCUCCAUAUGACAACAACGCACUACCACCACUACCCCAACCUCAACCUCAACUUCAACCGCGGGGGGAGAAAAUGUAUGCCAAAGUUACCCAAUUUGAUAAUGGAGAUAAUGAUAGUUUAAUGUCACGACAAAAGAAUUUGGAACAUGAUUUAAUCAAACUGGUGAUGAAUCAACCGUUAAUUUCAUUCAAGACGGGUAAAUUGGGAGAUCGAUAUUAUGGACGCAAAAUCACCAUUACAGUCAACUUGAUAUUAUACUUGUUUGAAAUUUGUUGCAGCAUAAUUGAAAUAGUUCUUUCAUCGGUUCUACUUCAACAAGAUUCAUCCAUAACUGUUGGUGUUUAUCGUUACUUUAUAGCUGAUGGAGUAAUCACAAUUAUAGUAGCACUACUAUUCACAAUGCAGAUUGUCACUUAUGAGAAAAGAAAUGGCAGUUUUUACUGUACUGCAGCAGUAGUGUUUAAAUUAAUUUCAUUCAUCAUGAUUAUUGCUUACAUUUUCCCCUACAAUCACAAGCAAACACAACGAGUUUGGCUGAUUAGAAGAGCAUUGGGGGCAUUUAUCAUCAUUUCCACGUUUGUUUGGAUUUGCAACUUGGUUAUGUUUUUAACCACGCUUUAUAUAUCAAGGUUGAAUUUACUUGAAGAUUUGAAUUUUGAUUUUGAUCAACGUGGACUCAAUGACGAAUUUAAUGUGAAAGCAGGUGAUUAUAGAAGAGGUGACAAUGAUGGUGAUAAAGAUCGGUUGAAGGCGUUUUAUCUUAAUGAGAAUGGAGAAAUGUAUGCAUUACAUGACAAUGAAGAAAGGGAAAAGUACAGCAAGAAUAACAAGAUAUUAGUGUAUACAUUCUAA
Molecule: messenger RNA, 1338 nt
Organism: Lodderomyces margitis
Lineage: Eukaryota; Fungi; Ascomycota; Pichiomycetes; Serinales; Debaryomycetaceae
Exons: 1
Coding region: 1-1338 (445 amino acids)
Source: RefSeq, a predicted model, not a curated record